AGUCUGCCCUGGCAAUUUGCUGCGUCUGUCUGUGACUGACUGACUGCUGUGUGUAAUCAAGCAGAGCACGUCGUUCGUUGGUCGCGAUUUCAUUUCCGAUUUCUCGAUUUCUCACCCUCUGACAUCCGUUAACCGACCACCAACCAGUUCACUGACGUCAUAGAUACCUUGAAGAUUCGUUUUAUCCACGGAACCGUGUAUUUCAUCAUCCGCGAAACAGCCUGUGCCUGAUAAGAAAUCACUGCAAAGGGGAGCGAUGACGUCGUGAGGGCGCUGUGGUUGGAUUACUGCCUGUUGAUUCCCUCUUCAACGUUGCGCCUGGAUCCACUGGAAUGGAGGAGCACGAUCUGCUGGCCGAUGUGGAGUAUCUCAAGCGCAAACUGGAGCGCUACGCCGAGAACGACGACCAGCACAAGAUGCUGAAGGUCCUCUCGGGGCUGGAUGAGCUGGAGAUGAGCGUCUUCUGCUUGAAGGAGACGGGCAUCGGGAAGGUGGUCAACGGGCUGCGGAAGCGUCCGGACGAGGUGGGCGGGGCGGCGCGCGACCUGAUCAUCAAGUGGAAGUCCAUCUCGGUGCCGGUGGCCGCCGCCGCGCCCCGCCCGCCGGAGCGCCGCAGUCCCCCGGCCAGCAGCAGCGCCUCCUCCUCCCGCAAGCGCGCCCCCUCCCCCUCAUCGGCCCUGGACGAAUCGCUGGCCAAGCUGCCGUGUCUGGACGACCCCGACAUCAGCAGUCUGCUGUCCAGCGCCGCCGACGGCUACGCCGGCAGCGGUCCGGCGCCGGCCCUGGCCGCCGUCAGCCCCGUCGACGCCUACGCCAUUACCUCGCGCAAAGGCCGCACGCAGGUCUUCUCGGGCCGCGCCCGUCAGCGGGCCUUCGUUCAAGUACCGAAACUGGUGGACCUCUGCAUCCGCGUCCUGAUGGAUCACAUUGACGAAAUCGAGGAGAUGGGCCCGGUGCCGUACCACGUGAUCAAGCCGGUGCUGGAGGCCUGCACGGCCCCGCAGCUGCGCACGCUGGAGCACCACAACCCGCAUCUCGUCGAGGACGCCGACGAGCUGUGGAUCAAGCACUGCGAGAAGGACUUCCGUGCCGCCGAACUGGACGACGAGGACGAGUGCUGGCGCGAUCUGUACGCGAGGAAGCUGAACGAGCGCGAGAGUAAACUGCAGGAACUGCGGACGAAGAUCAAGGCCAACACGGAGGCCCGCGCGGCGCCAGUGCGGCAGACGAAGGUGGCGGUGCUGGACGGGUCGCUGCUGCGCAAGGGCGGUCCGCGCUUCACCCGCCUGGCGCAGACCUCGCAGGCGCGCGCCGCCAUCCGCUCCAUGCCCGUGCCGCCCGCGCCCGCCCGCAACCGCGGCUGGGGCUCGGCCGGCACCUCGAGCGGCGGAGGGGGCGGGGCCCGGACCUCCUCGUCCGCCUCCACCGGCAAAAAAUCAGCGCCGAUGAUGGCGAAGACGCUGAAGGAUUUGAAGAAUCGUUUCCGCUGAGGAUCCGGGAUUAUCUUGUUGUGGUUUCUACAUAGUUUUUCUAGUGCAGAACGUCGCCAGCCCCCCAUCAUCCGUUUUCAUCGCCGACCUGACUUCACACGCUGUUAGAAAUUUAUGAUUAAUUUUCAUCGCCGCUUUGUUCUUGCUGAAAUUGUAAUAGGCUUUGUUGUAUAUGCGGGCGGUUGCGGUUGACGAGCGCAGCGAGCGGGAAGCCACGGACGCGUGAUGUGAUGCUUUUUCCUUGUGAUUUACUUAGCUUGGCAGAUUUAGGAAUUAAUUGCUGUUUUUUGUCAUUUUCACCCAGCGGAAUUUCUUCUGUUGUACUUCUCCGGUUUUUUUUCCUCUCUCUCUCUCAGCUUUUGAAUAUUUUACAGAUUGACCCAUUUGUUUUCCAUAGAUGACUUUAUUUACAUGAUGACUGCUGCAUACCAGCGGAAAUUAAAUUUGCGAACCA
This is a messenger RNA of Paramacrobiotus metropolitanus, 1944 nucleotides long. Its product is annotated as transcription elongation factor B polypeptide 3-like. The transcript is spliced from 8 exons. Gene Ontology annotation, biological process: transcription elongation by RNA polymerase II. Bases 333 to 1490 code for a protein of 385 amino acids. Gene Ontology annotation, cellular component: elongin complex; nucleus. NCBI's taxonomy places the organism in Eukaryota, Metazoa, Tardigrada, Eutardigrada, Parachela, Macrobiotidae. The record is from RefSeq and is a predicted model, not a curated record.